UCGAAUUUCUCUUUGCUGAUGGAAGGAGUUUUAUAGGUACUUUGCCGUUCAAAACACCAUUUUCCAGCGAAUCCACGGUUAUGAUGACCGAACACACUCGUGCAAUGGUCUUAUCUUGUGCAGUAUCAGCAAUAUGGAUGACAAGAUAAUUAACAGAAUUUUCUAUGUAUUCAACCCAUCCACAAGUCAGUAUAGAAUCCUAUCUCCAUGUCCAUCAAGAGAAGAUGGUUUCGAAGUUGGGAAUGCUAGCUUGGCUUUCGAUCCACUGAAAUCACCUCAUUAUGAAGUCGUCUGCGUUUUGUCGAAAGAAGAUAAGAUCUUUCAGAUUGAUAUUUACUCUUCAAAAACGGCAUCUUGGAGGCGGCGAUCUGGAGAAACAUUCUCUAAUAAGCCAUUUCUGCAUACCAAGUCUGGUGUGUUUUGGAAUGGGUCAUUGCAUUGGGUCCAUGUAACCAGCUAUCCUGGUUCGACUAGCUUGAAGGAAUCUUUUGUUUACUUUGACGUUGAUCGAGAAAUAUUGAUGGAUAUGCCGGUUCCGCAAAUACCUGAAGGGAAAAGUUGGAAUAAAAAGAAAAUUGGCUACUUUGGCGAGUACAAGGGUCAUUUGCAUCUUAUUCCAAAUUAUGAUGAAUAUGAUGCGGAUUUCUACAUAUUUGAGAUGGAAGACAAUCACUAUAAGCAGUGGAAUUUGAAGUACAGGGUCAAUUUAGCGGAAGUGUUAAUUGCCUGUCCAGAGACAUUUUUUGACAAUGAACGCCUGUCCUGGGAGAAUGAAGACUUGUAUGAACAAUUGUUCGGUCUCAAGUUCUCGAUAUUACUUGUAGAAGAAGAAGGAGGAGGAGGAGAAUCAUCAACCAUACUGAUCCAUAUACCAGAUAAGAUUAUUUCUUAUGAUCUUAAGAACAUGAGUAUCAAGGAAACACAUGAUUUGCCACUAAGUCUUUUCCAUACGGGACCAUCGCAAACCCUUUUACUUGGUGCUCAUCAAUACAUCGAGUCACUUGCUUGCGUUUGAUUGAUUGAAGAAAUUUGGAUUGCUUGUUUCAUUACUACUAUAAAUCAAAAAUAAAAAUAAGAUGUGCUUGUUACACACUUCAAGCAUGUUCUUAUUGAGGUCCUCGUUGAUUGAGUUAAGUGAUACUGGACUCCUUUCAGCAAAAGCUUCUAUACUCCAUCUGCCUUCGGCAUUAUGUUGGAUAUCGGUAACUCGAUAUUUUUGACUCACCGGAUCAUAUAAAACUAAACGACAAUUCUCACCAUUUGAUCUCUUGGUUGUUACGAAUAAAACUUCACCAUUCUUGAAUUCCCAUAAUAAUUUCACAUGCUCUAUGUGGUUUGCAACUUCUGAGAACCGGAUAAUGAAGAAUGUAGUCCAUGAUUCAGUUACAUUGUAAUCUUUCAUCACCCACACAACAAUCUUAAAACCAGCGUAGUCAAUCUCGGCGAUUUUUCCGGUUUCGGCCAUUGGACAGCCGAUAAGAACAUUCUCGCCGAGACGAUAUCUCACCGGAACUCUUGCCGGAAUUAUUCAAUCUCGGCUGCUAUCUCGGACGGAAUCUGGUUUUACCUUUAACUGUUCCAUGGUUUCCAUUAAAUUGAAGCUCCUCAAUUUGACGAUAUCAUGGUUUUCAUGAGUCCUUUAUUUUAUUUUCUGAACUAAAAAUCAAAUAAUACUAAUAUUCUUGAGAGAGACCGAUAGAAAUAAUCAAAAGAAACACCAUACACGAAUCUAUAUAACCACUUCCCAAUCGAUAAACCCCACUAAAAACCUCUAUUGCAGGACCUUCGUAUGUUUUAGUGAGGAAGAUUUCUUCCAAUCUAACACCGUCAUCAACCCUGUUGAUAUUAAAAAUCUCUCACUAAUCUU
Papaver somniferum (opium poppy) is the source of this 1867-nucleotide messenger RNA. Its product is annotated as F-box protein At5g07610-like. The coding region runs from base 134 to 1015 and encodes 293 amino acids. The transcript has 2 exons. NCBI's taxonomy places the organism in Eukaryota, Viridiplantae, Streptophyta, Magnoliopsida, Ranunculales, Papaveraceae. The record is from RefSeq and is a predicted model, not a curated record.